AUGCUGAUACUGCUGCUGCUUCUCAUUCUGCUGCCUCGUAAUGUAUGCAAGAAACAUUCUAUUAAUUGCACUGCAGAUGAUGAUCCUCUGCCUAUUCCUCAUGAAUUCUACCAACCGGGUGACCUUAUCAUUGGUGGGAUUGUCUCUCAGGUCUUCAACUUCCACAACACUCCCAGUUUCACAUUGCAGCCUGCACAGAUGUUGUUUAAUGAACCCAUGUCAGUGUCAAAGAACUACCAGCAUAACCUAGCCUUGGCAUUUGCUGUCAAAGAGAUCAAUGUCAAUCCCAAUCUCUUACCUAACACCACAUUGGGUUUCCACAUCCUCAACAGCUACUAUGUUCCAAGGAUGACCUACAAAGCCACCCUGAGCUUGCUUUCCACACAACAGAAGUUUGUACCCAAUUUCAAGUGUGAUACAAAAAACAAAAUGAUUGCCAUCAUUGGAGGACUUACUGCUGACAUUUCAGUCAACACAGCCACUAUCAUUUCCAUCUACAAGAUGCCACAGCUCACAUAUGGAAUUUUUUUCCCAGAGCAUGGUGGCAAAAUGCUAUUCCCUUCUCUGUAUCAGAUGGUCCCAAAUGAAGACUCUCAAUAUAGGGGAGUUGUUCGCUUACUUCAGCAUUUUAGGUGGACAUGGAUUGGGCUUAUGGCUAUGGAUGAUGACAAUGGGGACAGAUUUUUGGAAACCGUGGUACCAUUACUUACCGAGAAUGGUAUCUGUUUUGACUUCACAAUGAGAUUCCCAAAACUAACUUAUCUGCAAGAGGCAAUAGACUUGCUUUUUAAUCAAAGGGAUGCUUACACUGUUCACAAUAGGACAAAAGCUAAUGUAUACUUUGUGUAUGCAGAACCUGCAUUUGUAUUUGUUCUGAGAAUGUUGUUGUUUCUAGCACCUUUUGUGUCAUUACCACCUGUGCAUAAAGUGUGGAUUCUUACAUGCCAAUGGGAUUUUGCAUCCUUUUCCUUUGAAAAGAAUUGGGAUAUCGAAAGUUUCCAUGGGGCCAUAUCCUUCACCGUUCACUCCAAUCAGCCACCUGGAUUCCAAGAAUUCCUUCAGGACAUCAGUCCUACCUGGGCAAAAGGAGAUGGUUUCAUACAGAACUUCUGGGAGCAGGCAUUCGGCUGUUCACUGAAAAAUUCACAUGUUCUUGGGAGCAGCAGCACAACCUGCACUGGCGAUGAGAAGCUGGAGAGCGUUCCAUUGAUUUUGUUUGAAAUGAUCAUGAUGGGCCACAGUUAUAAUGUCUACAAUGCUGUUCAUGCUGUGGCACAUGCUUUACAUGGCAUGCAUACCUCCAGAUCCAAGCACAGAAGACUUAUCCAUCAUUUUCUGAGGAGCAUUGUGUUCAACAACAGUGCUGGAGACACUCUGUCUUUUCAGGAAAAUGGAGAAAUGAAAACUGGAUUUGAUGUGAUUAACUGGGUAACGUUCAACAAUGGCUCUUUUGCUAGAGUUCGAGUGGGAAGAUUGGAUCCUUGGGCUCCUGUAGGGAAAGAGUUAACCCUUCGAGUUGAUCACAUUGUGUGGCAUAAAACCUUUACACAGGGCUGGCCUGUUUCAGUGUGCAAUGAGAACUGCUAUCCAGGCUUCAGCAGGAAGAAGAAGGAAGGACAGAAAUUUUGCUGCUAUGAUUGUGAUCCAUGUCCAGAAGGGAUGAUCUCUGAGCAGAUGGAUAUGGAUGCUUGCAUCAACUGUCCACAAGAUCAGUAUUCCAACAAACUCCAAAAUCAAUGUGUUCACAAGGACAUAAGCUUCCUCUCAUACAAAGAACCUUUAGGAAUCAUCUUGACAUGGUUGGCUAUUGCUUUUUCCCUAAUCACAGCUAUGGUACUCGGAAUCUUUUGGAAGCACCGGGACACCCCCAUCGUCAAAGCCAACAACCGAAGUCUCACCUACAUUCUCCUCCUCUCCCUCCUGCUUUGCUUCCUCUGCUCCUUGCUCUUCAUUGGACAACCUAGGAGAGUGACCUGCCUACUCCGGCAAACUACGUUUGGUGUUGUCUUCUCUGCAGCUCUUUCUAGUGUAUUGGCUAAAACCAUUACCGUGGUUCUGGCCUUCAUAGCUACCAAACCAGGUUCUAGGUUGAGGAAAUGGGUGGGGAAAAGACUAGCCAAUUCCAUUGUUCUUUCUUGCAUCGUUAUUCAAGUAGGACUUUGCAGUCUUUGGUUAAGCAUCUCACCCCCUUUUCAAGAUACCGAUAUGCACUCAUUGCCAGGGGAAAUCAUACUGGAAUGCAAUGAGGGCUCAACAGCCAUGUUUUACUCUGUCCUGGGCUAUAUGGGUUUUUUGGCCAUGGUCAGUUUUAUGGUGGCUUUCCUAGCCAGGAAGUUACCCGACAGUUUCAAUGAAGGCAAGUUUAUCACUUUCAGCAUGUUGGUCUUUUGUAGUGUUUGGGUGUCCUUUGUUCCAGCCUACUUGAGUACGAAAGGGAAAUCCAUGGUGGCUGUGGAGAUUUUCUCCAUCUUAGCUUCAAGUGCUGGUUUACUGGGGUGUAUUUUUUCCCCAAAAUGCUACAUCAUUGUGCUGAGGUCUGAGCUGAACAACAGAGAACACAUGAUGAGGAUGAAAAUUUGA
Molecule: messenger RNA, 2580 nt
Organism: Euleptes europaea (tarantolino)
Lineage: Eukaryota; Metazoa; Chordata; Lepidosauria; Squamata; Sphaerodactylidae
Product: vomeronasal type-2 receptor 26-like
Exons: 6
Coding region: 1-2580 (859 amino acids)
Biological process (GO): G protein-coupled receptor signaling pathway
Cellular component (GO): membrane
Molecular function (GO): G protein-coupled receptor activity
Source: RefSeq, a predicted model, not a curated record